UCGGCAACCAGACAACGCGACCACCCUCGACUCCAUGAUAAACCCCAGGUCGCCGAUCGCGACUCUCGUCCUGAUGAUCAGACGAGGAGCCACCCAUCGAGUCAGUCGGCAGGAUGCCCGAGCAGGAUUAUGGAUACCUCCGGACAAUCAGCCUGGUCACCCAGAUCCUGUGUCUGGCGAUGGUGUCGGCCUUCGUCGCGUUGCGAUUACUCGUGGCCGUGAGCUACAAGCAUCAUAUCAAUGUGGAAGAUGCAUUCUGCUUUUUAUCUUGGAUAUUCUUUACAGCCUACUGCAUUCUAGCUCUUCUCUUUGCAACUCUCGGCGGCAGCAAACCCCUGCCAACCCUGACUCCCUCCCAAACAAUUCUCAUCUACAAGAUAUUCUAUGUCUUAACAGUCCUUUAUGUUCCUAUGGUUCUCUCCGCCAAAAUCACCCUUUUAGCUAUCCUCGCCCGCAUAUUCGUCCUCCGCCCUAGCCAAAUCAUCAGCGUUCGCGUCGUUCUCGCCACCACCGUCGUCUACUACAUCAUCAUCUUUUUCGUCAAAGUCUUCAUUUGCACUCCCGUCUCGGUGUUCUGGCUCUCCCCGACCCUCGAAACAAAAUGUCUCAGUAAAUCCGCCAUCUUGCUCGCCGACGCUAUUAUGAGCGUCAUCACUGACCUGGCCAUUCUUCUACUCCCACUACUCCUCAUGUGGCCAUUACGACUCUCAAUGCUGAAGAAAUGUAAAGUCGCACUGAUGUUAGGCGCAGGGGGAUUGGCCGUGGGGUUCAGUCUAUACCGACUGGUGUUGGUGAUCAAAGAGGAGCAGGAAUUAGAUUCGACAAUUAUCUAUAUGAAGAUUUUAUUGUCGGGCAACGCCGAAGGCGGCUUCGGCCUCAUCUGCUCCUGCAUCCCAGCCAUCCACAUCCUCCUCACCCGCCUCCGCGGAAAACCCACCUCCACAUUAGAAAGCUCCUUUGCCUCCGGCUCCGGCGGAUCCUCCUCCCGCCGAAAAUCCUCCCAGGGAAGGAAGAUAUCCGGCAGUGGAAGUGGCGGCAGCGGGAGCGGCACAACAGCCACCAAUCCUAUUAACAACCCCGGAGCGUUUUUCGGUUCCAUGUCGACUACUACAUCGCCUAUGUCUCCUGCUGGGAGAAGGAGGAGUGAUCGGCUUGGUUCGGGGCCAAGAAUGACGUUUGGAAAUGGGGAUGGGGAUGUAUUUACUAGCAUCCACGACCACAAUCACAACAAUCACAACAUUAACACUAAUGAUGGCGGGGAGGAAGGGGAAGGGGUUGUGGAAGAGGGAGAAGAGGAUGAUUACAUCGAUGACUAUCAUGAUUACACUAUGAUGUUUGUGCCUCGGACGAGAAGCAGUCGGUUUAGUUUGGAGCUCAGGGGUGAGGGGGAGAAUAGCAAUGAGGGUGGAAAUGAGAAGGGGGAUGCGGAUGAGGAUGAGGAGGGGGGAGGCUGGACGAAGAUGUUUAGGAAGGUUUCGUGGGGUGGGAAGUCGAGGAGAGACUCGGGGAAUUGUGGGUGAUUCAUCUUUUUUCGUUUCUUUCCUCGUGGACUGGGUGUGGAUGUGUACGGAGUUGGGUAUCUUGCUGAGUGAAGGGGUCGUGUACAUGGGAUAGAAUGCCUACCUGGUAUGUGCUGACAUACAAGGACUGACUAGCACCUAGCUAUGGUUUUUAGUCGACUUGAUAAGUCGUGAGAUGCUUGGAG
Aspergillus sclerotioniger CBS 115572 is the source of this 1705-nucleotide messenger RNA. RefSeq lists its product as uncharacterized. NCBI's taxonomy places the organism in Eukaryota, Fungi, Ascomycota, Eurotiomycetes, Eurotiales, Aspergillaceae. The transcript has 6 exons. The record is from RefSeq and is a predicted model, not a curated record. The coding region runs from base 114 to 1520 and encodes 468 amino acids.